AUGGACUGCAAAGCAUUUUUAUGUCUGGCGGUCUUUAUAAUCUGUUGUGCAGCGCUGAAACAGACUCAUGAUGGGAAGAGUGGUUGGACUGGUAAGCUUUUAGUGGUUCCCAUGGAUGGAAGUCACUGGACAGGUGUGAAAGCCGUGGCAGAAGAAAUGGGCCGCAAGGGGCACAUGGUAAUCGUGUUAAUGCCAGAGGUCAGCAUGCGUAUGGGUCCAGGUAAACACUACAUCACAAAAAUGUUUCCUGUGUCCUACAGUCGGGAUUUUUUCGAUCAGUUGAUGGCAGAGCAUUCUGAUCUAGUUACAACCUCACCGGGUUCCCUCCUGGAGAGAGUAGUUUCAAAGGUGAACCAAAUAAAGAAGAUAUUCAAAGUCUUGGCAUCUACAGGUGAAAGUCUUUUCAAGAACCAGGAGCUGAUAGACUUCAUUAGAGAGCAAAACUUUGAUGCUGUUUUAACGGAUCCUGCCGUACCGAUAGGGGCCGUAUUGGCGUAUAAUCUUUCAGUACCAGCAGUGUACAUGUUGAGGGGCAUGCCGUGUGGCGUUGAUGCUUGCCCCAACCCUCCGUCAUAUAUCCCACGCUUCUUUACGCAAUACUUAGACCGCAUGACGUUUGGUCAGCGUGUGGUCAACACGCUUGUGAGCAUGCUGGAAGUCCCAAUCUGUAAUUUGAUUUUCUGGCCCUUUGAGGAAAUGACGUCCAGCUUCAUUCAGAGAGACGUGAGUGUGAUGGAGAUCCUGAGCAGUGGAGCUCUCUGGCUGAUGCGGUAUGAUUUUACCCUGGAGUUCCCAAAACCAUUGAUGCCAAACAUGGUGCUUAUAGGAGGAAUUAACUGUGAAGUAAGGAACCCACUGACAAAGGUGAGCGUUUAG
Molecule: messenger RNA, 876 nt
Organism: Triplophysa rosa
Lineage: Eukaryota; Metazoa; Chordata; Actinopteri; Cypriniformes; Nemacheilidae
Product: UDP-glucuronosyltransferase 1A5-like
Exons: 1
Coding region: 1-876 (291 amino acids)
Molecular function (GO): UDP-glycosyltransferase activity
Source: RefSeq, a predicted model, not a curated record